Paramecium pentaurelia is the source of this 628-nucleotide messenger RNA. NCBI's taxonomy places the organism in Eukaryota, Ciliophora, Oligohymenophorea, Peniculida, Parameciidae. The record is from the annotation of a GenBank genome assembly.
AAUGAUAGCAUUUUAAUUAAAAGAUGUGGAUAAAGGUUUGAUCCCUGAUAGAGUGAUAUAAGAAAUUAUUAGCAGAUUGCCAAAAGAGUCAGUUGAAAAAGCUAAAUACUUCUCUUAAUUAUUUGAUUAGGCUACACAAAUUCUGACAGAUGAAGGAAAUGAUGAAUUUGUAAAAAUUGAAAAAGCUAUAAUUAAUGAUGAUUUAAGAAAUUAAGUUUGGGAAGUUAAUUUUAGAGGAGAAGAAAAUACAGAAUAUUAAGAUAAAAAAAUUCUAGGUAUUAUACAUUUUCAAUUUUUCUAAGGUUAUUUGAUUCUACCUAAUGAUUAUCCUACAGCUGCUCCUAAAUUCUAUUUUUGGUUUUUCAAAGAUAAUUCUAAAAUAAUUCAUGAAAAUAUCUAUGGAGGUUUUAAUAAUAAAUAUUUUUAGAUGGAUUACUUUGUAUGCCUAUGGUGACAAAUAAUUGGAAAGGCAAUGAAGGAUUAACAUAAGUUUUGAUGACUAUAAGAGAUAUUUUCAAUCAUCCAAAUGAUAAAGAUCCAGCUAAUCCUAUUUUUACAAAGGCACCUAAUGUUGAAAAAAAUAGAAGAAGAAAAACAUAAUCAGAAUUAUUAGAAGACUGGGAAUGAU